Thalassophryne amazonica is the source of this 3788-nucleotide messenger RNA. RefSeq names its product lysyl oxidase-like 2a (gene loxl2a). Gene Ontology annotation, molecular function: copper ion binding; protein-lysine 6-oxidase activity. Gene Ontology annotation, cellular component: membrane. The coding region runs from base 160 to 2385 and encodes 741 amino acids. The record is from RefSeq and is a predicted model, not a curated record. Gene Ontology annotation, biological process: sprouting angiogenesis; peptidyl-lysine oxidation. The transcript is spliced from 14 exons. Lineage: Eukaryota; Metazoa; Chordata; Actinopteri; Batrachoidiformes; Batrachoididae.
GUGAGGAGCAGAGGAGCAAACGGAGCAGUACAAGGACAAAAGAGCCGCUGCUCCACAUCCCGGCUGCUCCAACAGGUUCCUAACACUAACCUGUCCUUUGGAAAAGCGUCUUCUUCACUUCUGUCAAAGUCACUGCCUUCACAUUCGUCAUCCUGCAUCAUGUUGCACCUAGUUUCCUGUUUCAUGUCCACCUUGCUGUGUACGUGGAUGCUGUGCAGUGCCCAGUCAGACACUGGCAUUCCUGUAAUCCAGCUGCGUCUUGUUGGGGAGAAGCGGAAACAUCACGAGGGCCGGGUGGAGGUUUUCUACAAUGGAGAAUGGGGGACAGUGUGUGAUGAUGACUUCUCCAUCUAUGCUGCCCAAGUUGUGUGCAGAGAACUUGGUUUCCUAGAUGCAGAGAGCUGGUCACCUUCAGCAAAGUAUGGAAAAGGAGAAGGCCGUAUUUGGCUCGACAAUGUGCACUGCAGUGGUACAGAGAAGACUCUGGCUCAGUGUCGGUCCAAUGGUUUUGGAGUGUCCGACUGUAAACAUUCUGAAGAUGUCGGGGUGGUUUGCAACCAGAAGCGAAUUCCAGGUUUUAACUUUAUCCGGACCAAGGCCAACAGUGAGGAGUAUUUUCCUGUGCAGGUGGAGGAUGUGAGGAUCCGGGCCACAUACUCUCAGAGGAAAAGGAUUCCGAUCACCGAAGGCUUUUUGGAGGUCAAAGAUGGAGGAAAGUGGAGGCAGAUCUGCAAUGAGGACUGGACAGAGAUGAACACCAGAGUCAUCUGUGGCAUGUACGGCUUCCCUGAAAAGAAGCGCUUCAAUAUCCGACCCUACAAAUUGCUGGCCAAGCGUCGUAGGAAGAACUACUGGGGCUUCUCUGUAAACUGCACAGGCAACGAGGCCGACCUGUCUGAUUGCCACUUGGGUCGAGAGAUAGACCUAAAGGGCAACAACACCUGUGGACAGGGAAUGCCUGUUGUGAUCAGCUGUGUACCUGGGCGCGCUUUUGCUCCCAGCAUCAGCAGCGGCUUCAGGAAAGCCUACAGAGUGGAGCAACCCCUGGUACGUUUAAGAGGCGGAGCUAUGAUAGGAGAAGGUCGUGUGGAGGUGUUGAAGAAUGGUGAGUGGGGGACCGUAUGCGAUGACAACUGGAACAUUCAAGCUGCCAGUGUCGUGUGUCGAGAGUUGGGGUUCGGCAGUGCUAAAGAAGCCCUGAACAAUGCCAGACUGGGACAAGGCAUUGGGCCAGUACACAUGAAUGAGGUGGAGUGCUCUGGUUUUGAGAAGUCACUCACUGAGUGUUACUUCAACCAUGAUGCUCUGAACUGUAACCAUGAGGAAGACGCAGCAGUCAGGUGUAACGUUCCCGCCAUGGGCUUCCACAACAAACUUCGGCUAAGUGGUGGCCGUAAUCCCUAUGAGGGUCGUGUGGAGGUCCUGGUGGAGAAAAAUGGUACUUUGGUGUGGGGUGCGGUGUGCAGUGACAGCUGGGGAACCAUGGAGGCCAUAGUGGUAUGCAGGCAGCUAGGCUUGGGCUUUGCUAGCCAAGCCUUCCAGGAGACAUGGUACUGGCAAGGAGAUUCUUCAUCUGAAAAUGUGGUGAUGAGUGGAGUGAGAUGUUCAGGAACUGAGCUGACCUUAGAUCAGUGUCUCCAUCAUGGGAAACAUCUCCAGUGUCCCAGAGGUGGUGGACGCUUUGCUGCUGGUGUCUCCUGCACUCAGACUGCCCCAGACCUCGUCCUGAAUGCAGCGAUUGUAGAGCAGACCACCUACCUGGAGGACAGACCCCUGUACAUACUGCAGUGUGCCAAGGAGGAGGCCUGUCUGUCCAGCAGUGCAGACACAGCCAGCUCCAGCUCCUAUCGCCGCCUGCUCCGCUUCUCUUCCCAGAUCCACAACAACGGGCAGUCAGACUUCAGGCCACGGGCAGGGCAACAGUCCUGGAUUUGGCAUGAGUGUCACAGACAUUACCACAGUAUGGAAAUUUUCACCCACUACGACUUGCUGAGCCCGAAUGGAACCAAAGUGGCAGAGGGACACAAAGCCAGCUUCUGCCUGGAGGACACCCACUGUGUCGAAGGUGUUCAGAAGAGAUACGAAUGUGCCAACUUUGGGGUACAGGGCAUCACAGUUGGAUGCUGGGAUACCUACAGGCAUGACAUCGACUGUCAGUGGAUCGACAUCACAGAUGUGAAGCCUGGUGACUACAUCCUCCAGGUUGUGAUAAACCCCAACUAUGAGGUUGCCGAAUCAGAUUACACCAACAACAUCAUGACGUGCAGAUGCCGAUACGACGGCCAACGGAUAUGGACAUACAGCUGUCAUAUAGGUGGCUCUAUGAGCUCAGACACAGAGGAAAUGUUCCCAGGGUUGUUGACCAACCAGCUUUCACAGAGGUAGACUCACAACAAGCAACAAAGAUGGACAAUCAGGAAGCAUGCAAUAAAUAUUUGUCAACCACUAGAGGGUGCUACACUCUUUUGCUUCCUUGUAGCAGCGUUUUUUUUUUUUGUUUGUUUUUUUUUGUGCUGAAUGGGACAUGACAAAGACUGAUUGGGAAAAUUUAUAUGCAACUAUACAUCAACAGUGUUCUUCAGUCUUACUGUAAAUGUUCUUUGUGUAAACAUAGGUUUUCAAUUGGUGCUUCUUAAGAGAGGUCAGGGAGGAUUUCAGCCAAAUAACCAAUCACAUUCAAACUGUUCCAGUAGUUAUGUGGUGGUGCUUCUGUGCUACAAAUCAUGCACAAUUUCUUUUUCUAGUAACAGAGGCAAUGACGUGAGUUCAUGACUGUGAGCACAAACUGAAACGUGACUAUAAAACAGACUGUAGAAUAUAUACUGAGAAAUAACCCAUCAACAACACAACUGUUCUCGUUCAUUAAUAGAAGGCACUUUCAGAGUUCAUACCUAAAACCAAACAAUUCUCAAAUUCUGUAUUGGAUUAAGAGUAUGAAUGCACAUUUUUAGCCAUAUUUCUUGCAAUGCAACACACAUCCAAAUGUAUGUGUCACUUUAGCAGAACUGGAACCUUGUCUGGGUCUACAUAGAAGCUGACUUGUUGAUUUUUUCUUUUCCCCUGUAUAACAGUUUAAUCAAGACCAGAGCAAAGGCGUUUGAGAAAUUACUCAAAAUGUUGAAAAAUAACUAAACACUGCAAAUGAAUGUUCAAUAAUGAGAGAGAAUCCACUUCUGGAUCAAGAGCAACACCAAAAUUAAAUACAUUCUUAUUCUCAAAAACAGAUUUCUCCACACAGAUCUGAUGAGAUUGGCUGAAAACAUUUUGGGUAAUUCUGCUAAAAACAGACAACCCAGUGAAUUAUUUUACAGUAGUUUUGUUUCCUGCAGUAUUUCCACCAUCUGUAAAGACUUUCAGUCAUAGGUUGAUAUCUCUGCAUUGACCAGAGUUGAAAAUUAUUUAUUUUUUUUCAUCAAGGAUGUCAUCUUCCACAUACUUGAGUCUGUUCCAAAAAGCUUUUUGUGUUUUUAUUUUUUAUUUUUGGUUGCUAAAAUAGUUUCAUCUUUAUUGUCUUGACAUUCCUUCAACUUCGUUCUCAGUGUCCAUUUUCUUAAAUUACGUAUUGUAUUGUUGUAUUAAAUUAUCGUAUUGUAGUCAGGGAUUUCAAUGUCAUAAUAUUUGUACUGUAUUGUCACAAAUUAUGUAAAAAUGUAAAGCGUUGAUUUUAAAGUAGCAAGUUCACAGACCCUUCAUUUUACAAGGGGACUUGUUACUGGGUGUUUGACAUUGUGUGCUUGGUUGAAUGUAAAAAAUAAUUACAUUCGCUGUAAUAAAGAAUGGUGGAAGCA